Belonocnema kinseyi is the source of this 5122-nucleotide messenger RNA. It is a transcript of the gene Tomosyn, whose product is annotated as syntaxin-binding protein 5. Gene Ontology annotation, biological process: regulation of exocytosis; regulation of protein secretion. Gene Ontology annotation, molecular function: GTPase activator activity; syntaxin binding; myosin II binding. The transcript is spliced from 5 exons. NCBI's taxonomy places the organism in Eukaryota, Metazoa, Arthropoda, Insecta, Hymenoptera, Cynipidae. Gene Ontology annotation, cellular component: cytoplasm; plasma membrane; SNARE complex. Bases 205 to 3417 code for a protein of 1070 amino acids. The record is from RefSeq and is a predicted model, not a curated record.
UAGAUGACAAUAUUUUCCAAGGAAAUGCAAAGAUGUCAUCGGUUGCGGAAUCGCGUGAACGGGAGACGUGAUAAUCCUCGAUAUUGUUAAAGUGUUUCCCCCCAGGAACCUUGUCGCUUUUCGAUUUCUCUCGAGCGCGAAUGACCGUUCAAGUUUUAACACCUGGAUGUGGUAUUCGUCGAAACAGGACAACUGUCCGACGAAAUGAAAAAGUUCACAUUUAAAGGAGUACUCGAUGGUUUCCGUUCAUCGGUCACUCAGCAGGUCAAACCCGAGCAGGAAAUAGUCGAAAACCUUCGACCCGAGCAUUUUCAAGUUAAAAAAACAUUCAGGCAUGGCUUCCCCUACCAACCGACUGUUCUCGCUUUCGAUCCAGUCCAGAGGCUGCUUGCCAUCGGCACCAAGUCCGGAUCGCUCAGAUUUUUGGGUCGACCUGGAGUCGACAUCCACGUCACUCACGACACUUUUUCGGCCGUGACCCUACUCCAAUUUGUUGUCAAUGAAGGUACUUUGAUAUCUGUCACCGCAGACGACACCCUGCACUUAUGGAGUUUCCGGCAAAAAAUACCACAAGUUGUUCAGAGCUUAAAAUUCCAACGGGAGCGAAUUACUUGCAUGCACCUGCCUCUGCAGAGCAAGUGGCUCUACGUUGGCACAGAACGGGGCAACAUUCAUGUUCUGAACGUCGAGACCUUCACGUUGUCGGGCUACGUCAUUAACUGGAACAAGGCGAUUGAAGUGACCCGGAAGACCCAUCCGGGACCGAUAGUGCAUCUCAGUGAUAAUCCUCUCGAACCCAGCAAAAUUCUGAUAGGCUACGAGACAGGACAGAUCGUUUCCUGGGACCUGAAGAGCAAGACCGCGGAUUACAGGUGUCAGGCUGACAAGCCUCUCAGGUCAGUAUCUUGGCACCAUGAGGGUAAGCAGUUUAUGUGCAGUCACACCGACGGCUCCCUUUCGACUUGGACUCUCCGUCAGGUAAAAGCUACGAAUCUUACUCAUCCCCAUGCCAAAAUUCUCAAGGACGGCGAACCCGAGCCCUGCAGGACGAUCCAGAAAGUCGAGUGGAAGAUUUCAAGGUCGGGCGAGGCUUUUAUUAUUUUUACAGGUGGUUUGCCCGUCGAGACUACCGGAAGGACACCCAGCAUCACCGUCAUCCAGGGUAAGACCACGACAGUUCUCGAGAUGGAGCACAAUGUCGUGGAUUUUAUUACACUUUGUGAGAGCCCCUGGACCAGCGAUUGUCAGGAACCCUACGCAGUGGCUGUUCUUCUCCAGAGCGACUUUGUCGUCAUAGAUUUGUUGAGUCCUGGCUUUCCCUGUAUUGAGAAUCCCUAUCCCAUGGACAUCCACGAAUCCGCGGUCACUUGUUGCGCAUACUUUGCCGACUGUCCCCCAGAUCUCGUGCCAGCUUUUUAUUCCGUAGGUUCCAAGUUCCAGAAGCGGACUGGGUUCAGUGAAAAGGACUGGCCCAUUUCAGGCGGUGAGUGGAACCCAAAUUCGAGUAGCUACAGUGAGAUUAUUUUAACAGGUCAUGCCGAUGGAAGUAUUAAAUUUUGGGACGCGUCGGCAGGGACUCUUCAGGUAUUAUAUAAACUCAAGACCUCGAAGCUCUUCGAGAAAAGUAAGACCCGGAGCAUAGAGGGCGAGGAGGAUCCUCUUGCCAUCCAGAUGAUAUUCCUCUGCCCGGAGAGUCGGAAGCUCGCGGCCGCGACUGUGGGGCGACAUGUGAUUUUAUUCAAGUUCAAAAAGGUUGAGAGUACCUCAGAGGUUGUGAUCCUGGACGUCUCCCUCUCGGGAGAUGCCAGGGAAUUAGUUAAAGAAGAAUUUUCCCCCAAUAAGGAUAGUCCAGCUAGUAAUCUCCUCGCGGAGGAUAGAGCCAAGUUCGAGGGUGAAGGAUCUUUGAGGGUGAAAACUGGCCUGCAAAAGAGAGCUCCCGGAUUCCAAGCCAGCCUCAUCUGUGUAACCUACGGAGCGAAUGGAGACCAGUCUGAGUAUAUUUCAGCCUUGAGUCUAAACUCCUCCUACGGUUUGCUCUCUUAUGGCAACGAGUCCGGACUCGUGGUCGUCGACAUUGUACAGAAAGUCUCGCUUCUCAUAGUGAGCACGGCUGAGCUUGGAAUAUCCGUCGAUUCAGGUCGGAUCCUCCGCAGUCCGAAGAAACAGGACGACAGACGCGAGGAGGAGCGGAUCCGGAGUCCCAGUGCUGAUCAGAAUCAAGUUAACUUCGCAGUCUUCCCCGAGAACAAACUAGAGGCAGAUAGGCUCGAGAGCACUUUGAGACGCUCGCCAAGUUCGAGUAUGUCGUCACUGGAGAACAUUUCCAAUGAAACCAUCAGCUGCCUUAUAUUUGCCGAUUCCUACACGAAAAGAGACUCCAUUGCCUUACCGACUCUGUGGAUUGGCACGACUCUGGGUUCCGUACAGCCCAUCGUGUUCAACACACCUACCUCAGGUGAGAGACACGCACAACCUGUGAUUAUUUCUACUUCCAAACUGGGGGGCACGACCUUCAAACUCAAGGGGGCCGUUUUGACAAUGUCGUUCUUGGAUUGCAACGGAGCACUGAUGCCCUACUCCUAUGACUCGUGGAAGGAUGACAAUAGUGAGAGCAGAGACCGGAGCAAGAGCCAGGGCAAGCUGGCAACGAGGAUUCCCUCACCGGUGAGUACCGGAGGGAUGGGAUUUGAGGACAGGCAAUUUGUGGUUCUCACUUCGGAGAAGCAGGCCAAGGUCAUUGCUCUUCCCUCGCAGAACUGUGUAUAUAGGCAGCAGCUGGCUGAUACGAGUAUUGUCAUUAAGGCGGAGAUUACCUCCUUGAAGGACAGUGUCUGUCUCGUCUGCUACAUUUCAAAUGGCCACGUGACUAGUUAUAGUCUGCCGAGUUUAAGGCUUCUCAUAGAUGUAGAUUUUCUACCACUUACGGAUCUCAGGAUCGCCAAGACCCUCUGCUUCAGCAACAGAGGUCAUGGACUCUACCUCUCGGCACCGACCGAGAUCCAAGAGUUUACCGUCUCGACGGAGUUUUGCGGAGAGCUGACAGACAUGAUGGGCGAUUUGUUUAGUGUUCAUGAGAUGCCGGAAGCGCCGAAGGAGAGCUUCUUCAAAGGAUUGUUCGGUGGAGGGUCCAAGAGUUUGGACAGGGAGGAGUUGUUUGGGGAGUCGAGUGGAAGGGCCUCGAGGUCUGUGGCGAAACACAUUCUUGGACCAAAUGCGAGCAUCGAGAACUUGAGAGAGAGGGCUUCAACUUCGACGAGUGAAGUGGCAAUGGCUCAUCAGCUCGUCCUGGAGAGGGGAGACAAGCUGAGUCAGCUCGAGGAACGAACGGCGAGGAUGAUGAACGAGGCGGAGGGAUUUUCUACAUCAGCUCAUGGAUUGAUGCUCAAAUACAAAGAUAAAAAGUGGUAUCAGCUGUGAGAGUACGACAUUUUUCUGGAUUCUAAUCGCUUUCGAUCCUCCUGGGUGAAGAUUGCGUCACCUGACUGUCUGCCCGUCAAACACGUUCUGUAACUGUUAUCCUGGUGACAUAACUGUUCUAGAACAUGUAAUUGUAGCUAUUCCGUAACCGUGUUACAUAAAUGUUAUAGAAACUGAGUGUAACAAAGUUUACGUGCGCGCGUCAUCCCGCCUGACGCCAGUUCCCGCCAUUUUCCGAAUCGAUUAUCGAUGCGGGAUUUCUUCUAGAUUAAUUUUUUAAAGUGCUCCGAGGCUUUCAAUACUUGGGAAUUUCGUAAGAAGGGAGACAUGAGGAAAGAGGAAAAGGGAGGAAGGCUGAAAGAAACGCAGAGCAUAAAGUCUGUAGAAUUCGUCGACAGCUAUCUUCACUUUCGACCCAUACUGGGAAAAUAAGGCCAAGAAUUUAUUUUGAAGAGCUCUUGAGACUAAAUUGAAGAAAAUUUUCGGAGGGUGCUGUCGUAGGAAAAUAGAUGUAGUUAUUGAGUCACUUGUGGGAACUGGCUAGUGUUGACAAUAGUGGGAUUGAAGCAGUAUCGAAAUCGAUUUGGAAGACUCAAAAAAUCGAGACCACUCGCAAGGAUGCAUUUACAGACAUAAGAUGAUUUCACGGAUCCAAACAUUCAACUUUCUCUACUUAUCAGAGGAAGCGAUACGGAUAUCAAGUUUACAGAAUUGUUCUACACGAUAGACUGAUAAUUAUAAGGACAAUUUUUCUCAAAAGACUUACUUCUUCAAAUAAAUCCUAGGCUUGUAAGACAAGUACCAUAAUAGGAUGUUCCUGUUUUCCUACUUUUGGUCGAAUUUGUUACAACAUGUAUGAAGUGGCGACGAAUUUCCUUACUCUAUCGAGCUUCAACGUGUAUAUUUCUCGUUCUCUGACCUAUCAAACAAAUCCACGUAGUUACCUAAAAGGACCCAAAACUUCUCAUAUCAGAGAAGCCAGCAUCGCCAACACGAAAAGUUAACUCGGCUUUCGAAGACACUGUCCUAAUUUUUUGGUGUCUCAAGGUGGCCUCUUCCAAUUUUCCGGACUGCAGGACCGGCAAAGAUCAAACCUCACUCAGGAAUCUCGAAACUGGUAUGCUGGCUGGUCUCAAAAUUUAUAGUUCAAAAAACCGUUUCCGGUUCUAGUAAUUAUAGUCUCGCGAAGUCAGUAAAAAAAAAAUAAUAAAUAAAAUAAAAAAAUAAAAUAAAAAUAAAAAAUGGCGGCAACUGUGAAGAAGCACACGUUUUACUGAAUAUUACAAAAUAGGUGCUCCAAGAUUUUCGUUGGGACCAGCCCUGGCAAUGACAUCCGAGUAUAAUAUUUUAAUAUUUUAACGGCACAAAUCCAAUGAAAAUUGGAAUCUCAGCGAGGCACAAAACUCGGAUGAUGAAAGGCGCUGUGCGGCGCGGCGGCGAGACACUUGUUCGUGUCGAAUUCCUGUUUCAACAUUUCAGGGUAUCGAUUUUUUCGGGCAGUUUUUCUUAUCGAAUGCUUCCAGCAGGGUGUCUACCCACUCACCUGGAAAACCUGGAAUUGUUAGGGAAUUUUUAUAUAUAUUUUAUAUAUUGAUUCUUGUAUUUAAUUGCAAUUAAAUUAACUGAAAAUGUAAUAAUUCAAUUUUUUUAACUCAUUUUUUUUGGAUGACAAUUUAAGUAUCUGAAUGAAAAUUCAUGUAUUUUG